AUGGAGAAGAAGCAAAUUCGUACCAUAUUGUUAUAUGAAUUUAAAUUAGGACGUAAAGCCGCGGAAACUGGCCGCAAUAUCAAUCAUGUAUUCGGUGAAAGCACAACUAGUGAACGUACUGUUCAACAUUGGUUUAAAAUAUUUCGUGAUGGUGAUGAAAGUCUCGAAGAUAAAGAAGGUCGGGGGCGGCCUUCUGCCAUUGAUAAUGAUGUACUGAAAGCGUAUGUCGAAGAUGACCCGUGUACAACUGUGAGAGAACUUGUAGAAAAUCUAAAUGUAAGUAAAACAAUUGUAUCUAAUCACUUGAAGGAAAUUGGAAAAUCGGAAAAGCUUGAUAAAUGGAUUCCCCAUGAACUCAACGAAGGGCAGAAAAGUCGUCGAUUCGAAAUUUGCUCUGCACUCCUUAAGCGAAACGAAAGUGAACCAUUUCUUCAUCGAAUAAUAACGUGCGAUGAGAAGUGGAUCCUGUAUGAUAAUCGCCGUCGUUCAGCUCAGUGGCUAGACUACGAUCAAGCUCCAAAGCACUUCCCGAUACCAAAGUUACACCAAAAGAAAGUUAUGGUGACAGUUUGGUGGUCAAGAGCAAAUAAUAAUGAAACUGUUACUUCAGAAAAAUAUUGUAAGGAACUGGAAGAAAUGCAUAAAAAGUUAUUUGUUAUACAACCAAGUUUGGUAAAUCGUAAGGGUUUACAGGACGCGUGA
Habropoda laboriosa is the source of this 702-nucleotide messenger RNA. RefSeq names its product histone-lysine N-methyltransferase SETMAR-like. The record is from RefSeq and is a predicted model, not a curated record. The transcript is spliced from 2 exons. Lineage: Eukaryota; Metazoa; Arthropoda; Insecta; Hymenoptera; Apidae. The coding region runs from base 1 to 702 and encodes 233 amino acids. Gene Ontology annotation, molecular function: nucleic acid binding.